Sapajus apella (tufted capuchin) is the source of this 1080-nucleotide messenger RNA. RefSeq names its product GTP-binding nuclear protein Ran. Gene Ontology annotation, molecular function: GTPase activity; GTP binding. The coding region runs from base 51 to 701 and encodes 216 amino acids. The transcript has a single exon. The record is from RefSeq and is a predicted model, not a curated record. Lineage: Eukaryota; Metazoa; Chordata; Mammalia; Primates; Cebidae. Gene Ontology annotation, cellular component: nucleus; cytoplasm. Gene Ontology annotation, biological process: protein import into nucleus; ribosomal subunit export from nucleus.
GUAAAAGUCGGUCGGACGGGCGCGGAGACGCUUCUGGAAGGAACGCCGUGAUGGCUGCGCAGGGAGAGCCCCAGGUCCAGUUUAAACUUGUGUUGGUUGGUGAUGGUGGUACCGGAAAAACGACCUUUGUGAAACGUCAUUUGACUGGUGAAUUUGAGAAGAAGUAUGUAGCCACCUUGGGUGUUGAGGUUCAUCCCCUAGUGUUCCACACUAACAGAGGACCCAUUAAGUUCAAUGUGUGGGACACGGCCGGCCAGGAGAAAUUCGGUGGACUGAGAGAUGGCUAUUAUAUCCAAGCCCAGUGUGCCAUCAUAAUGUUUGAUGUAACAUCCAGAGUUACUUACAAGAAUGUGCCUAACUGGCAUAGAGAUCUGGUGCGAGUGUGUGAGAACAUCCCCAUCGUGUUGUGUGGCAACAAAGUGGACAUUAAGGACAGGAAAGUGAAGGCAAAAUCCAUUGUCUUCCACCGAAAGAAGAAUCUUCAGUACUACGACAUUUCUGCCAAAAGUAACUACAACUUUGAAAAGCCCUUCCUCUGGCUUGCUAGGAAGCUCAUUGGAGACCCUAAUUUGGAAUUUGUUGCCAUGCCUGCUCUUGCCCCGCCAGAGGUUGUCAUGGACCCAGCUUUGGCAGCGCAGUAUGAGCACGACUUAGAGGUUGCUCAAACAACUGCUCUCCCAGAUGAGGAUGAUGACCUGUGAGAAUGAAGCAGGAGCCCAGCGUCAGAAGUCUAGUUUUAUAGGCAGCUGUCCUGUGAUGUCAGCGGUGCAGCGUGUGUGCCACCUCAUUAUUAUCUAGCUAAGCGGAACAUGUGCUUCAUCUGUGGGAUGCUGAAGGAGAUGAGUGGGCUUCGGAGUGAAUGUGGCAGUUUAAAAUAUACCUUCAUUGUUUGGACCUGCAUAUUUAGCUGUUUGGAACGCAGUUGAUUCCUUGAGUUUCAGAUAUGAGACUGCUGCAGUCACAUCACAAUAUUCAGUGGUGAAAUCUUGUUUGUUACUGUCAUUCCCAUUCCUUUUCGUUUAGAAUCAGAAUAAAGUUGUAUUUCAAAUAUCUAAAAAAAAAAAAAAAAAAAAAAAAAAA